Messenger RNA from Ooceraea biroi (clonal raider ant), 1179 nucleotides. Its product is annotated as sorting nexin-24. NCBI's taxonomy places the organism in Eukaryota, Metazoa, Arthropoda, Insecta, Hymenoptera, Formicidae. The record is from RefSeq and is a predicted model, not a curated record. Gene Ontology annotation, molecular function: phosphatidylinositol phosphate binding.
UCACAGAGCCGUACGUGCGCAGUUAUGAAUGUCUCUCGUUGACAGCGUCAUAAAUCACGCUCCUCGUACGUUCUACGUUCUGUUACUAUCACGCCCGUGUUUGGCAUCGUAUUUUUGAAUACCGUGAAUUGAUUUAUCUCGUAUCUUUGGCAAGUAUCUCUAGCGGUAUCUAGUGCUUACGCGAGCUGCUAGCGAUGCAAUGUACGAAGCUUUCAUCAGCGGUUACCGUCUGGCCGAUGUGUCACAUGGAAAACCCUAUUACGUUUACUGUAUCGAGGUUCUCGAGUCGAAAACCGGCACUCGACAUUUCAUCGAGAGGAGAUACAGUGAAUUUAGCGCGUUACAUCGCACGUUGAAGAAAGAUAACUCGGAGAUUGCGCCAUUUCCACCAAAAAGAGUAAGGAACUCGCAGCCGAAGGUUUUGGAACAACGGCGAGCUGCGUUGGAAUUAUAUAUCCAGAAAAUGCUACGCUUGUUAGCGACGAAACAGCAGGUCCUUAAUUUCCUGGGUAUAGAGAAUCAGGAGGCCCGUGCAUCCUAUCAGAGAAUGCACAAUGCCGGCUCGAUGCAUCACCAUCCAGACACUCUGGGGCAUCAUCCAGUCAUAACAUAUCACUGCGAUCCAUACGUCCAAGCUGACUCGACUAGCGAUCUUCCAGAUGUGGUAACCAAUGGUGUAUUGUUGGGUAUUUACAAGUCCUGAUCUCGAAAUUGUUCUCAAAAUAUUGAGGAUAGUUUACGAAUGUUAGAAGAAUAGAUACAAGUGUAUUUUUAACGAUGAUACGAGGAUCCACAUGGAUGGAACGGUAUAAGAUAAUAUAAACACGAUAAAAUAUUUGUGUGCAAGAUCGAGGCGGAGAAAAGAGAUUAAAUGCUUCCAUUUUAUGUAGAAUCUCAUUCAUAUGCUAUACGAUGUAUCAUAUAUAACAGUGUCAUCCAUGAUAACUAACAAUAAGAAGGAGAAUGUUGGUGCAGGGUUCCGAUGAAGUUAGUUUGCAACAGUUAUUCGGAAAAUAAAAUCUCUGAUUUAGUCAUUCUUGUUCAAUAGAUUUUUUACGCUGAGAAGUCUAAUUUCGUAUAGUUACGGCGUCUUGAUUAAGCUCAACAACAUAUUGAAGAACAUGAAAAGUGUACAACUGUUUACACAAAAUGAAGAAAUAUAAUUGUAUGUUUGUUACU